Messenger RNA from Penicillium digitatum Pd1, 1776 nucleotides. The record is from RefSeq and is a predicted model, not a curated record. NCBI's taxonomy places the organism in Eukaryota, Fungi, Ascomycota, Eurotiomycetes, Eurotiales, Aspergillaceae.
AUGACAUCGGGGGAUUUCAGUGGCGAAUCUGCGUCAACCCGGUAUCGGAGCAGCAGGUCAUCCCCCGAAGUUGAGCUCCACCGAUUCGGUGGGAGUAUUGUCAAUUCAGUGACCAUCCAUCGCUUCUAUGGUGCCAGUGAGGAUUUAGCGGAUGAAGAUGUCGUGGUGCUGAGCAAUAAUGAUCGGACAGUCACGGUAUAUUCCCUGACUCGCGAGAAAGUCUUGAAGGUCCUUCAUCAUUCCACUUGUAUGAACUAUGCGACGAUUUCCCCUGACUCUAAACUGCUCACAGCAGUAGGGGAUGAGAAUCACGCCUACUUUUAUGAAAUUACUCGCGAUUUGGAAUCUUCUGGGACAACCGAAUUCGGUGCGAAGCUCACGGGGUGGGAAUGGGAGCUUAUCAAUCGUCUGGAGAUGAAUCUUGGCCUGCGGGCGGAAGAUGCGUGCUGCUUCACCGUUGCUUUCUCGCCAUCCAGCCGCUUGUGUGCCAUCGGAUCCCAAUCUGGCAUCAUCACAAUUAUCGACGUCGAGACCAUCUACAAGAACUUUGGUGAUUUCGAUGACGACUCCGCUGUUCUUUGUCAAUUCUCGGCGUCAAGAUCAUGCGCCGAAGGUGGUGCCGUUCGUUGCAUGGCUUUUUCGCCCGAGCCGUGGGACCUUCUUGUUUGGCUGGAGGCCCAUGGCAGAGCCGGUGUGGUCGACGUUCGCCAACAUUUUAUGCGCAGGCAAAUUCUCCAUUUAGAUUCCGAUGAUCCGCAACUGCAGGAAGUGUACACGGACUUUUCGACAGAGAAUCUCGAACGGAACCCAAUGGGAGAUGAUCUUCUGGAGACGCCACCACGAGUGAGACUCGACCACGAAGAUUUUUCGAUUGGACGGAACGGAGAGCAAACGGAGCGUUCGUCCCUGCGAGAGUCCUUAAUUCAAGAUCUCACCGAGAGAGAAAGGUUGAUUAUGGAGUUUUUAAACACGGCACGCUGGACCUCGCGGCUGGAAGAAGGACUCACUGAACGACCAGAACGCUCGGCUAGGGCAAGCAAUCAACCUCAACUAGUGGCUUGGUCGCAAAAUCAGGGUUCCACAGAUGGUACCAUUCACUCUAAUCGUCCUACUUCACCCCUGCAUCGCUACGAUCCUUCUGAUGUCUCCCGAGAUCGCCAACUGGGUCGCACUGCGUCCAAUCCAAGAAGCCAGAGCUCGGUGGUGGUAUCUCAAGGGAGCCGAUCUUCGGAAGCGAUGUCCUCCCAUGAUCGCCAAUCGGGUAUCACCCUAAGUUAUUCCACCUCACAUUCAGACCUUGCACCGCCCAGGUCAGAAGUAAUAUCUCAGAGUGGUGCCGACCCUGAAGCGGCCAACAACGAAGCUAGCAUUUUAAGUGAAGCGAUUGAACCUUCUAAUCGAAGCCUAGACAUCCAUAGUCUGAACCAUCGAUCUCGGCAAUCAAGCUCCAUUCCCCAACGCAUCGAACGACUACAAACCGGAACGGAACGAAGACAUGAUAAUUCACGCCUCACCACAUAUGAGAUUCGUGCGAAUGUCGUUGCUGAAAGACUUCGGCGUCAGCGCCAGAUUGCCAAUGAGGUACACAACCGCUCAUUUGAAAGGGAACAGCGGCAUCGCCAACAGCUUCUCGGGUUUGAGCAGACACACUCCCCCCGCUGGAUCAGAAACAUCAUCAAUGACCUUCCCGAUCGAAAUUUAACGAGUGGCUGCGGCGCCGAGGAGCCAGAUUCUACUGCUGGAGUUGGCUGGGGCGCAGAUGGACGCACAUUGUGA